UCCCAACGGCCGGGUGGGUUUAUUCCUUAGUUACGCGUCCUGUGUGUAGGAUCCAUUACACGCCGCUCCGCGCCAGAGUUCGGGCGAAACGCGGCGACGACGAUUUCUUCUCCCGUGCGAAAGACCGAAGAUGCGACAGGCUUUUCUUAAGUGAGAAAAUAUGGAGGACGGCCACUGCAUGCACUUCGUCGAGCGCAAGAAGCGGUUCUGCCGCUGCACGGUGCGGGAGGGCCAGCGGUACUGCGGCGAGCAUCAGCGGGGAAACGACGCCGGCAAGGAGAGGAUGCCGUGUCUGCUGGAUCCUACGCACACGUGCUACCGAUCGAAGCUGAAGAGACACUUGCGCGUGUGCAACGCCAAGUGGAGGCUGGAAGCGCGGCCCCCAUUCGUGGUCGAGGGAACGAAUUUGGACGAGACUAUCGCGGCGCCGCCACGCGUGCCGCUGUCGCAGCACAACGGAUUCACCGUGGCAACGGUGAUAAUGAAGAUUCAUGCCGCCUACGAUGAGCUUCCAGAAUUUUCUCGAAGGAUUCUAAGGCACAAAAUACUCGACGACAAAUUGAACGAUAAGAACUGCGGUAGUAACGUUAGGAAACACUUGCUUCAAAAUGCAUCUCUGUUGGGACAUCUGGAGCAAGCCGGUCUCGUGCGAGACAACACUUGUUUCAUCGAAUUUGGAGCUGGAAAAGCUCAAUUAACGUAUUGGUUGGGGCAAAUUAUUAAGGACAAAUCAAACUCUUGCAUCCUACCGAUCGAUCGAUCUAGUCACCGGCAUAAAAGCGACAAUAAGCUUAAGAGGGAGGACAGUCGUCUCACAAUAAAUAGGAUACGCGCCGACAUUGCCGAUCUGCAGCUGAACCAAAUCCCAGAGAUCCAGUCGAUCAAGUACAAGGUCGGCAUAGCGAAGCAUCUCUGCGGCACGGCCACUGACUUGACGAUACGUUGUUUGGUAAAGUCGAUGAACAGCGAGCCUAAGGUCGACGUGCGCGGUCUAAUCGUCGCAUUUUGCUGCCAUCACAAGUGCGAGUACUCGUCGUACGUGGGCCGGGAGUACUUGAAACAGUGCGGCUUUACCGUGAACGAGUUCCCCAUACUCUGCAGCAUAGUCAGCUGGGCGACUUGCGGCACGCGUUUAAAGAGCAACGUCAACUCGCCACGCGAUUCCGCGACACGUGACGCAACGGCACACGAUCCCCUAACGAAUGAUCCCACGUGGUGUCCCUGGUUGGAGACCCUCGCCCCGAACAAGCCCUGGAAAACGAACGAGCGCGAAACUAUCGGGCGCAAGGCUAAGGCACUGCUGAAUUGGGGCCGUCUGGUCUUCUUGGAGAACGCGGGAUUUCAGGCCGAGCUGCUUUACUACACCUCCGCCGAUGUCUCGUUGGAAAACAUGUGCAUCGUGGCGACGCGAAAAUUUUCCUUGUGAUUGGAAUAUGUUGUAUUUGUUUAAAAUAAAUUUUAAAACUAAAAAAAA
Wasmannia auropunctata (little fire ant) is the source of this 1474-nucleotide messenger RNA. RefSeq names its product tRNA:m(4)X modification enzyme TRM13 homolog. Lineage: Eukaryota; Metazoa; Arthropoda; Insecta; Hymenoptera; Formicidae. Gene Ontology annotation, biological process: tRNA methylation. The record is from RefSeq and is a predicted model, not a curated record. The coding region runs from base 161 to 1426 and encodes 421 amino acids. The transcript is spliced from 5 exons.